AUGGUACAGCUCUUCAGAGGCAGGGAGAUGGAAUAAUAAGACUGUGGAUUUGAACUAAUGCCAUUGCACUGACUCAUUCAGGGAGAGUAAAGGAGCUCCGAGAACAAGGAUACUAGAAAAAGAGAGAGAGAGAGGAGAGGGAGGGGGAAAGGAGGGGGGAAAAGAAAGAUCGCUUUUAUGGCCGAGAAGGGCAGCAUCAAGGGUUAAGGGAUCAAUAAUUCGGGGGAGUAUUUUUAAGCAGCAACAACUAACGAUCAGGAGCCUCCGAUCCCGGGCUGAGUCAUCCAUCCAGUCCAGUUGGAGCAGGAAGCUGGCACUUUUCUGUAGGGCUUAAUUAUACAGGAGGUUUAGAUGCUCCUGAUUUAAAAACUACAGGGCGACCGCGGCUUUGAAAGCAGUAGGGAGAUCUCCACAGGAAGUUGGAAGGAAGGCAAACGAGAUACAUCAAGCUUUCUCUUCUGUAGAAAUAAAAGUCGCAUUUGGAAAACUAUUUUUUUAAUAAGUAUAUUGUUUUGAUUCUCGCGUGAGAGGCAAUGAUUUGCCUCUAGAGCGCGUGCAUUUUUUUCCCCUUCUGCACUGUAUGCGGAGGUUUUUUUGGAUUUAUUUUUUAAUUCCUACAGUUGCUGUCGCAAGAAACAAAAAACCAGGAAAGGACUUAUUUUUCAUUGCUUAAAAUAGAGAAAAGGGAGGGGGGAGCAACACCCUGCCAGAUCCACUUGAGUGCAUUUGGAAAAUCCUAAGGCAGUAAAUAAAAAGAUCGGAAGCGAACAAGACAGGGAGGGACUGAGGAACAAAACAAACAAACAGCGUGCACGGGUUUUUUUGUUUUUUUUAAGAUUUCAAAGUUUAUUUCUCACCUCGGACAAUGUACCAGGAUUUCCCAGGGAACUUUGAUACCUCCUCCCGGGGCAGCAGCGGUUCUCCAGGCCACCCGGAAACUUACAACAGCAUCACAGCUCAACAGGUAGGGGCGAGGGGGGAGUGGUCCCUCUCUAUGCUUUUCCCUCUUAAAUCUCGAAAUGCCUCUGAGGGCAUUUUACCUGGAAGAGGAGUUCAGGUGAUCUCAGCAGGUUUCCUUUCGCUCUGCGUAUACUGAGAUCGUAGGUGAUUUCGCGCAAUCCAGGUCCCUGAUACUGGUUGUUCUCCCCCCGUGUCCUUUUCCCCCUUUCCGGCGAGCGAGCGAGCGCCUCCGCCGCCGCCACCUCCCCGGCUCCUGGCUCCUUAACCAAACAGCAAAGUUCACUAACCACACCCCAGUCCACCUCCUGCGAGCGCGCUCCGACCUCUCCCUCAGUCGCAGAUCAGGGCGAAGGAGGCGGCGGCGCGUUGCCUUUGGCCUCCAGUCCAACAGCCGCCGAGACACCUUAAAAGGAGGCGGAAGCGGCUGCUUGGCGGCGGCGCUGCUGCUGCUGUUGCGAGAGUUUGGGCGGGCGAGCGCAAAGCCGCGCCGGAGCUGGAAGUUUCGAGCUCGCCAGGGCGCCGGAGCCGAGAGGCAGGCAGCCUGGGCUGCGACGCGGAGCCGCCGAGGCGGCGAUCGGGGCUACAAGUAAGCGCGGGGGUUUCUCUCGGGGGAAGAGAUCGGAGCAGCUUCUGCAAGCCGGGGAUGCCUUUGCUGGAACUGUGCGCUUGGAAGGAAGAAAGACCCCGGCGCGCUCGCAACCAUUGCGGGACUGAAUUGGGGACCGGUCCAUACGUGCGGGGGAAACGGGGAUGGGAGUGGGAGGACGGAACCCACGGCCGCUCUUAAGAUCCCGGUGAGGGUCUUCUCUCUACCCUCUGGGUGUGCCUCUCCUUGGCCCAAAGGGGAGAUGGCCUUUUGCCUAGUGGCAGUUCGGGGUAUCUGCCCGGGGUGUGUUUCCGAGCACGUCGGGAAGAGAGGUGAAGGGGGGCGCAGGGCAAGGGUGUAAGGAGUCGGAGUGCCCCAGACGCGCGCCUCUUCGCCAGCAGUGCUCUACGUGCGCACUGGCAGGAGAGCAGCGGGGUGGGGUGGCCACAAUGUUUGUCUCAGUAGGAAAUUUGGGGGGGGGGGAUACACGCGCACAAAGGGGGAACCGUGAGUAGUUGCCGGAAGUGUGGGCCCGACGUAUGCAGGCUGCAAUCCUAGACCUCUUUACCUGGGAGGACACGCCGUUGAAGUCAAUGGGGCUGACUUGGGCUUCGCUGUGCGUUGUUAAUGUGGACUGAAACUCCUGGUGGAGCGUAAACAGUCUAAAAAGGGACGUGUCGGUCUCAACAUCGGUUGUGGCAGGCGUGGAAGAAAAUCACAUUGUCUGGGCAUGCUGGGGAAAUGUCAGACACCCACCAACCCAAAAAUAAAAAAGUUAUGCUGCAAUCCUCAAAACAACCUUCCUUUUUACAUUGCUGGAAAGCUUGAAGAAGUGAUCAGCUUGUGAAGUGCAGUUUCGCCCUAGUUCAAAUUGACUUUGUUUGGUUUUACUUCUGCCCCAAGACCUCAAGGAAAUGUAGCCGCACAAUUUGUAACGACCAAGCCUUGUUGGGGAUAUUUAUCUGUAGCCUACCCAUUGGUUGAUGUGAUUCAGAUCCAGUAGGCUUGGGAAAAUAGAAAAGCUUUUGGCUAUAGGGGGGUCCUGAUCACUUCUUGAAUAUCACCUGAAAACAUGGAGUGCCUUGCCCAUGACAGCUGAAUGAACUAAAUAGUUUGUAAUGGAUUUUUGAGGGGGUUUCAGAAGUGAGAACCCCAGUAGAGAAGGGAUACGCCUUAGUAAUAGCUCUUUCUUUGGCUUUGGUUAUACAAGCAGGAUGCUGGGAUUAUGUAAAGUGAGAGAAAGAGUGGCACAUCUGAUAACUUUUUGGGUAGAUUUGCUUUUAACCUGUUGCUCUUUCACUUCCUCCAGUUCCUUAUCUCCUUAUUCGCAACACAUACAGAUGUGUAGAGAUGGCAAAUGGAACAUGAAAGGAAUCUCUCCAAUGAUCCUUGGUCACAGACCCGGAUUUACAUAUUUAUAUGCAUUCGUGAGAGACAAAUGUAUUGGCAAGCCAGCUGUUUGGACCCCACACCCUGAAAUGGAGUUUUAAUCAUAUUUUGCAGGCUUGGUGGCAGAUCAAGGGCAUUAAAUUAAGAGACAUCUUCCAAAGAUUGGGCUGCUUGAGAAAUGCAAAGAAACAGGUCUAGCCACCAAGCCGGAUUUAAAUCCACUUUGAUUCAGUCAAGUGGGUUUGUGAAUUAAGCUACAGUGAUUUUGAAAGACCCUCUGAAGAAAACAAAACAAAUCUGUGUAUUUUUCAUUUUAGAUCCCUUUCCUGGGAAAGGGUCUAGAAAGAUGUGGAAAAUUGGUUUCUUUCCAAGUGCUGAAGUUGGGAUAGGCUAUAUGAAUUAGAUAUAUUUGUCUAAAUGUGCUUUUAUUUACUCGUUCUGUUUGCAAAAUGAGGGGCAGUUUUUAAUUGUUUAAGCUGAUUUCCCAGAAGACAUUGAAAAAUGUGUGGGGCAGCAACCACAAUCUUUGAGAAAGGUUCUGUAGGUCCAUACCAAAGGGAACAUUGUAUUAUCCCCCACUCCCCCAUGGCUCCUCAGUUCCUUCAGAAAGAUUUGACCCUUCUCUCCCUUUCACAAAUAAGUAUUCAGUUUUCUGAGAUGAGUAAAUGAAACACUAAGCAUGUUUUUCCACAUUGACUAAAAGCAUACAAUUCCACUUUAUUCUCAUUGUGAUUUCUUUCUCUCUUUUAAUAGUAGCAACUUUUUAAAAAGCAAUAUCUCUGGAGGCAAAUAUGUUUUUCCUGGGCUCUGCCAGUGUCCUAAGCUGUCAAGGCUGCUGAAAUACUUUUUUCCUUCUGUUUUUCGAGGUCCUCUUCCUUCUUUCUCUCUCUCUCUCCACCCUCCCAAUAAUCUUCAGGCUUAAAUAUGUCAGCAUGUUAAAACAAACAAACAAAUCAUUUCAGGAUUAUGAAGAGGCAUCAAGAUUCUAGAGUAGAAAAUACAUAAACAACAGUUCUUACUACGCUAGUGUAGUCUCCACAGAAAUCAGUAGACCUUCCAAGAAACAAGUUAAAGACAAGGAUGCAGUAACUUGAUGGAUAACUUGAGUCCAGUAGAGUUUUCAUUCAAAUAAUACUUUACACACAAAUUGGGUGGAUUUCUGGAUUGCAACUGUGAUAACAUAGCUGCAUAGAUUUCUGGAAAUCAGGUUGUAUAAGACUGCUGUAUUAGCAAAGGCCAAUUAGUUGUUUCAUUGUAAGUACAGCUGUAUGUUUUCUACAGUCUCAACUAUAAAAGUGGCCUUCAUGACCGUGGUAAGUUUGCCAGUUUGCUGAAAUAGCUACACUUCCAUUGGAUUUGAAACUACCAUAUUAGAAACAUACUCUAAAUGGUGAAACUGCUAUACAUGGGUUAGAAGAUUGUCCUUGACUGAGCACAACUUAACUAUUGGUUAGUUUUGAGAACACCACAAUUAAAAGUAUUGUGUUUGCAGUGAAUAAUAAAAUUUUAUGCCAUGUAGAUCGUGCUGUGUUGUCCAGAAAUUGUGACUGCCAUUAGUUUACAGCUGCCAUGUAAAACCAGUGGAAACUGUCAGGUAAUUCUACUUUAUAGAGACAUAAUCAUUUACUGUUUGGAAGUAAAACAACAACAACAACAACAACAACCCCACCCUUCUUUUCUCUCUCCAGCUUUUGUUCUAGCUUGAAUUUCCUUUUCCUUGUCUCAAAUUAAAUGCCAUUUCAUGAGCUGUGCCAAACUACAAUUAAUUCAGUGCUAUGCUGCUGUCGAAGUGCUGGAACCAUCUCCUAAUACAUUCACAGUAGCCUUCUAAUGUAGCCAUUUCCAUUCAAUGUUUUUAAUAGCGUCUGUUCGGGAAGGAGAUGGAAUGCAUUUUCGUGUUGGCGCCAUCUUCAAGCAAGCUAGGGAGUGAUAUUGUUGCUUUCCUUUGGUAUUCAGACAUUCCUUUGCUGCCUGAAUGGACCUCGCUGGUAUUUAUUGUGGAAUGGUUUUUGACCUUCAGAAUGCAAGUUCUUACAGGGUCCAUGCAAUUUGGCUACAUUUUUGGGAUAGCUCUUUUGGUACAGCGUCUAGCCUGAAAUGAUGCUGGAACUUGAAGAAUGAGAAAUAUUUCCUGUUGAAACUGAAAUCUGUAAAAUCAAGGGUCGUUGCACUCUCUCUAUUUCCCUGUGGGUGCCCCUCCCUAUUUUCUCUCGAUCGGUAUUUUCUUAGGUCUUUUCGAAGAUGUCUUAUGUGCCAUCCUAGGCUAAACCUACAGCUUCUCUGAGAGGCGUUGCACAAUCUCAUCAGUUACACAAACAUACGAUAUUUCGUAACAUGUUUACAUUGGCUGGCCUUGCCUCUCUUCCCCCCAGAAUGCCUUUCUUACCACUUCUGUAAUGUGUGUGAAACCUACUGGCAAAGUGAGGCGUAAGGUUUUUUUCACAUCAGCUAGUUGUGGACCUUCUUUGUUUUUGGUUAUGUGUGCUGUAAACUGUCCUAUAUAAAACUUUGCAAGUGGUGCCAGUCGGUGACAUUCCGCACACAUCAAAGACCUUAUUUAUUUAUUUAUUUAUUUACGAGAAAUGACUCUCUCAGUGUCCAGGUCGAAGCCAAAGACGCCUCUUGGGUGCCCUCUGUAGGCUGUUCCACGUAGACAGGUUUCCAGAGAUGAUACACAAUGGAAAGAAAUCAUUUGCUCACUUACAGUAAAUGUGGGGAAUCUUGUUUGGGAAAAUGGAUAGAGUGAGUUUUCUUUUUAAGGCUUGUCUGUACUUUGUGGCCCAAAUGAUCACUUUAACAAGACUGCCGAUGAAUGUGUGUUCAUAUUCUCAGUCCGCCACUUCCCAAGCUCAAUAUUCCAAGCUCUCCUUCAGUGUUUAGCUCUCUCUGUAAAGCUGCAUGUUGUUGUAAAUUAUGCUCUUCAGAAUUCACUGCAUCUCUUGCCUCGCUUCUAAGAUGAAGAUGACACCGGUCAAUUGCUUGAUCAGUUCAACUGGCUGUGUGCUUAUGGUUUGUAUGUGCACUUAGAACACAUUUCACUCUUUGUCCUGGUAUCCUUUCGUGGUUGUCAAGCCUAAAAUAUUUGAUCAGGCCAUUCAUCAGCUUCUUUUGGUUUUUAUUCAUGUGCUCCAUUGUGUUUCCCCACCCAUAUUCUGUUAGCUGUGGCUAUAGGUGGUGCAGGAAAGAGCUGUUUCUCUUCAGUUCCCUUUAUGUGUCCGUCCUCACAACCACACACACUGCCUACUUUCCUUCAGCUGCAGGGCCAACAACCUUACGUGCUGCUUAAUUUUAGCUUUAAAUUUAAUCAUCAUCAUCAUCAACAACAUAUGAGGGGUCUUUGAAUUCAAGCUUGCCUGGAAGUUACACCCUCCAUGUCUGCUAUUGUUUGAGAGAACUCCUUCGUGAAGGAAGGUUGCUUGGCAUCUGCUCCCAAGACAUUCCUGCUUCCCUUGCUUUGCCCUGUUCCAGAUUGAACUCUCCAUAACACUCAAGAAAGAAAGAAAGAAAGACAAAUAAUAAUGUCAGAAUAGAUUUCUGCAUGGUUUCUGCCAGUGAUACACUGUUCAGCAUCUGGAAGAUUUCUACACCUUCCCUGCAAUUAAGAGCAAGUGGAAAUGUCAUUUUCCAACCCAAUAAUAAUGAAUAAUAAGAAGUAUUUAUUUAUACCUCACUUUUCCCCUGACGGGAACUAUCCUCUUCUUCCAUUACAAAAUAAACAUGUGAAUUAAUCAGGGUGAGGGGUGGGAUGUUAUACUGGGAUUGAUGAAAUUACUUAUCUUGUCUUGCAAGAUUAAGGCAAGGGGAAUCGGAAGGGGUUGGGCUAUGUUACGUUUUGUUGCUGGGGGUAGCUCAGUUGGUUAGAAUGUGGUGCUGAUAGUGCCAAGGCUGCAGGUUCGAUUCCCGUAUGAGACAGCUGCAUAUUCCAGCAUUGCGGGGAGCUGAUCCUCAGGGUCCCUUCCAACCCUCUGAUUCCAACUUUUCCUAGCCACUCUGACAGUUCCUUGUAGAGCAAAAGCGAAGAACCUGUUGCUCUUCAGAUGUUGAUUGACUAAAACUCCCACCAUUCCUUACAAUUGGCCAUGUCGCCUGGGGCUGGUGGGAAUUGGAGCCCAAGAACCAUGUGGAGGGCCACAGGCUGUAGAUUUGAUACCAUUAUAAUAUUUCACUACAAAUUAGUUAUUUCUGUUUCGAUUUGGAAAACGCUGGGUAACAUGAGAUCUAUUAUGUGGGUUCGUUCUAUUUCUGUUGGUGACAGAAUGAUCUUUUUAGUAAAUAAAGCUUUCUAAAAGAGAGGUGGUUGUGAUGCAAUGAGGAGAAUGAUUUGAUUUUGAAGGCUCUGAUUCAUCCUGUGGUUAAUAGGCUGGCCUUCAGAUAACUAACCUCACAGUGUUGUCGUGAUGGUAAAUAAGAGCACGAUGAAGCAUUCUGUGUGCCGAAAAUGCUGCGGCAAUUAAUAACAAAAUUUGUGAAACGAGGAACCAUAAGAGUUUAUCACUCCACGGAGAUAGCCCUUAUUUCCACAUAUUGCAUUCUUGUAGACAUUAUUUGCCUUGGGUGCUAUGGCUCCUUGGUGACCUUCAUUUUUGCAGUCUUGGAUCAGACCACUUUAGAUUGUUUGUAUUCCUCUGAGUGAAAAAUAUUUUAGAGAUUGGCUGCUCGAGGUUUGAUCAAGUUUAAUGCAUAAGGUGUUACUUUAACGUGUUAUCCAUGCAUCGAGGCAGCUUUACAUAUGGCAUUUUCCCUACAGAGGUACAGGAGAAAACAGGAACAUACAAGAAUACUGUCAUAAAGAUUGCAUACAUUUUUUUAAAUCACUGUGAUUGUAUGUGAAGGAUUUAUGUGCCAUAAAACAGAUAAAUGCACAGGUGUAAGUUCUCUUCCUCCUACAGCUUUGUAGGUAAAAUGUCAUUUACUUUAAAGGUAAAUGUAGAUGAAGCAGACUGUCGUACAAUAAGCAGGCUUGAAAAAGGUCCCUCCAUGGAGGAGUGGGUAGAAGGUAGCUCAGGAUCUACUUCUAGAUCUCUUGAGUGAUUUGCAGAAGAUCCGCAUGGGGUUGUGACACUUAAUUGUUUAACCUGUAGCAGCAACAAAUAUGCUAUCUCUCACUAAAUAGGCUGUUGAAAUGAAGACAAGACGUGAUUUUGUAACUCAACUGUUCUGGUACUGAAAACACAUACCUAGGCUCAGAAUGUGCUCAGAGGCACCCUCUUCUUCAAUAAUAAUGAAACAUCUUUUUGUGCUUCGCUCCGGUUAAUAGAUCUUGGCGUUCUAGUAAGAAACAAAGCUGGUCCAACAAGCCUAAGUCUGCCAUUCCCUUCCAUAAGGCAGUCAUGGUUGGGGAAGUCUACUCUUACUAGUAGAGCUAUGGUUGUAAGCGGCUGGUAUAUGCAUAGUAGACCUGUAAGCAAUCACUGCCAGUUGUACCACUGCCUUUCUGUUGAGCUGGCCUUCAAUCCAGUGGCGCAUGGUACCCAUUGGGACUGGUGGGUUAGAAAGCGGGGAGGCCAACGGUGAGUGGAGUCAGAGCCCAUAACUGACAGAGCCAACUCCAUUUUAGUAUUGUCAUCCUUCUCCACCCUGUUGGGUUCUACAAAGACGACAAUGAGACUGAGGAGGAUGCCCAGAAAGCUGGCAGCCAGGGCCCACGCCCUGGAGUGGUUGUAAGUAAGAAAUCAGACAGGUAGGGUUUGGUUUGAGGGCAGAUUGAGGUUGGUGGGGCAAUGCCCCAUUUCCCGUAGUAAACCAGCCUCCGCUACUUCCAGCUUCUAGUUGUUUGGGAGAGGUUUGUUUCUGGCUCCUGAUCUAGGUGACUUGGAGGUCAUUGUAAUUUAUUAUGACCUGUCAAAUAUGGACUCCUCCUCUAAUUAGUCACUUAGAUAAUAGGAAGGAUAUUGCCAGAGAGGGAACAUUGCUCCAGUGUGGGUCGUUUAACCCGUUAUUCAUCUUAAAGCAUGCAUGCGAGGGGUAGCUACACAGCUUGGAAGGAGAUGCCAACUAAACAUAUGGAAAAACUUUCUGGCAGGAAGAACUGUGUGAGAGUGGAAUGGUGUCCCUCAGGAGGUGGUGGACUCUCCUUCCUUGAGGGUUUUUAAGCAGAGGAUGAAUGGCCAUCUGUCAUGGAUGCUUUAGCCGAGAUUCCUGCAUUGCAGGGGGUUGGACUAGAUGGCCCUUGGGUCCCUUCCAACUCUACGAUUCUUCACCUCAGUCACAAUGGUGAGAAACUUGCAUCCUCCCCAAAAUCUGGCAGGAUAAGUCUCUUUGGCAAAGACAUCAUAGUAUGGCACUGAACAGUCUGUCGGCAUUUACCUGUUAAAGAGGUUCAGCUGGAAGAUAACAAGCAAUUUGUAAAAUUUCAUUAACAGGUUUCCCUCCCAAUUUAUUUUCAGGAAGGAUGAGUCUGACACAAAAGCUGAGAACAAAGUGCUAGUUUUCUCACGGACACUGCCUUGCUGUGGCCAAUAAAUUUGAGUUCACUGGGCUUCCCAUCAACUACAUAUGUUCCACAUAUCAAUAAUUUCUAUUGUUGUUGUCUUCAACAUAGCAUGCAUAUACUGUUGGAAGUGCAGAAACUUGAGUCCAAAAAACAUUCAUUUUACUUCAGUGUGCUCGCCAUCAUUUUCUCAAAGAGGGUCAGUCUUUGAAUAUAUAUUAGUUGCAAUAAUCAGAAACACAACUUCCAUGUUCAAUGGCUAUGUGCUUUUGCUGGAUGUGGUGGGGAACAAAACAGCAUGAGGAUUGUUCCCUCUUGUGCCUUGCUUGUGAACUAUUUUCCCAGGGAUAUCUUGCUGCCUUUAAUGGGCAGGUGAGAGUUGUGGUCCUGAUGGACCUUGGGUCUGAUCCUGCAAGGCAAGUCUUCGUAAUUACAGUGGUGCCUCGCAAGACGAAAAGAAUCCGUUCCACGAGUCUCUUCGUCUUGCGGGUUUUUUCGUCUUGCGAAGCAAGCCCAUUAGAGGUUUAGUGGCUUAGCGCUACAGUAUUAGCGGCUUAGCUGGCUUAAAGAUCAGCUGAUAAGCGGCUUAGCAUCAGCUGUUAAGCGGCUUAAAGAUCAGCUGAUAAGCGGCUUAGCCAUCAGCUGAUAAGCGGUUUAGCGGCUUGGGAAAAAGGGGGGGGGGAAGGAAAAAAAACCCGCAGGAACUCGCAAGACAUUUUCGUCUUGUGAAGCAAGCACAUAGGAAAUUCGUUUUGCGAAGCACCUCCAAAACGGAAAACGCUUUCGUCUAGCGGGUUUUCCGUCUUGCGAGGCAUUCGUCUUGCGGGGCACCACUGUAGUUUUUGUGGUGGUGGUGGCUCUCCUUGAGUGUGGAUGAUUUUCAAGGACUUCAAAUGGUUCUUAGUUAAUGGAUCUAAAAUCCCAAGUGGUGGGGACAUGAUAGGCCUGUAAAACUAAUCCAGCAUUUUUUAUGUUUCUUGAAUGGCUCCCUUGUUAGACAAAAACAUUCCUUCUCUUAGAUUUUCCCCUCCAGGGCCUGCCCAUUGUUUUGUUUUGUUGCUUCCAUUCCUCCAGAGUUUUGGUGCCAGUAAACUAUCCAGAUGGAUUUACCUCAGUCUGGAAACAAGGUGUACAAGGCUUCUUUUUUAUAUAUUUUAUUUUGCAGGAGAUCAUUACCUAGUGCCUUUUUAAAAGCUUCUGUUUUGUUUUGUCUAGACAGAGCAAAGAGCUGCAGGGAAUUUUUCUGAUCUGAAUCCCAAAACACAUUUUAUAAGGUAUUAUUAAAAUAUAGGCACGUAAAUCUGCUGCAGCUGGAGGCAUCUUUAUAUUCUACCCUUUUUUUUAUUAUUUUAAAAAGAAACACUCCUUCCAUGUGAUCCCAGAAUGGGUGUGUUGUACCAGCAGAAGGCACAGCUGUUUCUCAGCUCAAAACCCAUGGUCAUGUUGGUGAAACAAGCACCAGAAAACAGUCUCCACCUUUGUAUUUUAAAAGAGAUUUAUUUAUUUGCCACGCCUCACCAGCAGGUUCAUAAGGCAGCUUGCAACAUAGAAGAGAAAAAAACCCCAACAAUUAACCAUUCAGACCACAACAAAUAAAUAAUAGGUAGCAGCAAUCAGAUAAAAAUCUGAUAAACAGCAAAGUAAUGUCAUACUGAAAGCGGUGUGUGUCUCUUAAGUUCUUUGUGAAAGGUAUUUAAAGUGGUAGGCUGAUUGCAGUAUAUGCUGUUACUGCUGACUUUGCUAGGCAUACGAGGGAAUUUGUGUAUCUACACUUCGCAUGCAAAAAAAGGGACUAUUUCAUGGUUGGCUGUCUCUUUGCCUUCCAAGCAGCUGUGGCCAUAGGUUUGUUGUGAUGGGUCAGGGCGGGAUAGUCCUUAUCUCAGGCCACUGUCUCUUCCGAGGCUGGUGUAGUUCUGCAGCACCCUGAGCCAACUCCUCAUUUUGUCUUGCUGCAUUGCAUCCUGGGAAUGGAAGAAAAUGGAUUGGGCUGUAGCCAGGCUGCCUGCUGAGAAUUUGUGAGGGAGUGAAUGGAAGAUGCCCAAACAAGAAUCUUGCCCAUUUGUCUUGCCCAACCUGUGUGGGUUUAUUUCCUGAUUAUUUCCCCCUCCUUUACUUUCUUCACAUUUUAUUGAAUGUGGUGGUAGGCUGCGGUGGAACGCAACUGUGUAGGGUGGGGAUUAAGAUUUUUGAAUAUUCCUCCAUGUUAAAAGCCAGAAACAAAUUAGUAUUAUUUAUUCAAUUUAUGAGUUGCUGGUCCUGAAAGAAAAGCUCCAAGUGACGUUAGAAAUGUUGGAAAGGGCUACACUGGUGAGAAAAGAAAUGCUUAAUCUGGGUAUAAGUCCCACUGAACUCUGUGUGACGCUUCCAAGUACACAUGUACAUGAUUACACUGUUAGUGGAUUAGUUUGGUAAAUGACUCAAAAUGGAUAUGUAUGCUAUGUCCCAAGACACUUUGACUGCCUGAUGCUCAGUGCCAUCUCAUUUUCAGGUUGAAAUGUAUUUCCUACAAAUUGUCAGGUGGUUGAUGUAAUUUUUAAAACUCAUAAUCCCUAGUGGAAUGAAGGAACCAAACAAACGCAUGUCUUGUAUCUCAGCUCUUGGAAUAACCUUUCAAUUUUUCAACUUGGGGUCAAAAGUGUGGAUAACUUUCUGUGUCUAGUCUUCUGUGCUGUGCAAAUUGCCCUGCAAGUGAUGACCUAGCUUGUUGGCCCUGCAUGCAGAAGGUUCUAGAUUCAAUCCUUUGCAUCUCCAGGGUAGAACUGGGGGUGUCCUCUGCCUGAAACCCUGGGGGAUCAGAGUGGACAAUGUGGAACUAGAUCAGGGGUCCUCAAACUUUUUCAGCAGGGGGCCAGUCCACUGUCCCCCAGACCUUGUGGGGGCUGGACUAUAUUUUUGUUUUGGGGGGAAAUGAAUGAGGGACGAUGAGUGGCGCGUGAAAGGGCUCUGGAGAGGGGCUGGCACCAACAAAGCCUAGCCCCUUUCCUCCUCUAGGCAGGGCGAGGAGAAGCCAGGAGGAGAGAGGGAGGAGGCGCCGCCGUCGUGGGAAGGAGAGGAAAAGAACACAUGGCAACCCAUGCGGCGAUUCCCGGACCGUCCCCUGGCCAGAUUUAGAGGGCAAUUGGGCCUGAUCCGGCCCGCAGGCCUUAGUUUGCCAACCCAUGAACUAGAUGGACCAAUGCUCUGACUUUUGAAAUAUAGCAGCUUUCUAUGUAGAGUGAAAUAGCGUUGUUUUGCCACAACUCUGGACUGUUCAGUUGGGGUGGAAUGUAAGUAAAUGUAAGGAGUUUGGGAAUGUAAGUAAAUGUAAGGAGUUUGGGACAAGGGUGGGGAACCCGUGACCCUCCAAAUGUUUUUGCACUUGCAACUUCUCUCAACUUAGACAGUGGUCAUGCUGAGUGGAGCUGAUGGAGGUUGGGAUACAGCAACGUCUGGAGGGCUAUAGGUUCUCCACUCCUUCUCUAGAGUUUUAGGGCAACCCACAGGCAGAGCACAUGCAGCAUAUAUUAAGCUGCUGGGUUUAAUCUUCCAGCAUCUUCGGUUAAAAAUAACUUGCAUAGCAGAACUGAGAGAGACCUUGGCUUGAGCACCUGCAGAGCAAGCUACUGCCCGUCAGAAUAGGCACCUUGCCCUCCAGAUGUUGUUGCAUUGCAGUUCACUGGGGCUCGUGGGAAUUGGAAUCCCACAACAUCUGGAGGAGACUCCCACCAGGUGUCCCAAGAACAGUCAGUGCUGCUGAGCUAGAUGUUCUCAAAGUCUUGCUUGGCAAAAGAACAUCUCCUGCUUCUGUGCUGGCGUGCCACGCCUGCCACCUUGCUUAACGUUCCACUAAUUCUGGUUCUACCGAUUUUCUCUCCCCGUCUUCUAGAAAUUCCGGGUAGAUAUGCCAGGAUCGAGCAACGCUUUUAUUCCUACCCUGAACGCCAUCACCACCAGCCAAGACUUGCAGUGGAUGGUGCAGCCCACUGUCAUCACCUCCAUGCCAAGUGCCUACUCUCGCUCGCAUCCCUACAGCCAUGGCCUGCCAAAUCUGUCCUCGGUUACCGGACACACAGCUCUUCAGAGACCGGGUGUCAUUAAAACCAUUGGGACCACGGUGGGCAGGAGGAGGAGAGAUGAGCAGGUAGGUACACUGGUUGAAAUGACUUUGUGCAAUAUGCUAGCUGCAUGGUCUUGGAAGUUCUCAGAGCUGAGUGCAGAGCUUCCAAGGCAAAUAACUUCAUGUUCCAAGGGUUUUCGCUGACCCCAUUUUUCUCUUUGUGUCCAUGGGAUACAUGAGGCUAACUUGGAGAGUGCUGCAUCGGGCAGAUACUUCUAUUUAGGGAGUUCCAAAAAACCGUCGUUACCAUUAGAGCACAUGCUUGCUUUAUCCCCUGUCAUUUCCAAUGAAGGGCUAUUGGAACAAGGCUGGGAAGUAUUGAGGACCUGUAAAAACUUGCCACCGGUCGGGACUUCCAAGUUAAAUCAUUGGGGUGACUUUGUCUUUUCCUUCGGCUUCCAUUUGUAUAAAGGCUUUGGUGGCAUUUCCCCCAGUGUCUGUCCUUCUGGAAUGAGUAGAUUCUGAUAGUUAUUAUUGGAUAGUCUCCAUUGUUUUCUGUGUUUUGUACUUGAUACUUCACUUUUGAUUCCUGACCUGACCUGUACACACAGUUUAUCAGAGCACAAAAUGUCGUUGGGAAGAUGGGUAGUAUUGUUGUGUUAAUAAUAACGUUUCCUGACCAGAACGUAUAUUUGGAAACCUAAAGCCAAGUUCUUGUGUUUGGCAUACUUUAAUAGGGAAGGUUACUGGAGCAGAGCUAGUUUUUAAACACCUUUCUAUUUUGCUGGUCCUGGGGGUAUAUGACUGAACUGAAGAACUGGGGACAUGGUAACCCAGCAUGAGGUUACACCCUAGUUUGUUCAGCCAUAAACUUAUUCCAUUCUAAGAGCUUAAGAAGUUGUUGUUGGACCAAAUACCUACCUAGUCUGACAUCCUCAUUCCCACACUGGCCAACCAUGUGUCUCUGGGGAGCCCAUAAACAGGAUAUUAGGGCAAUGGGCCUCUCUCUUGCAGUGUAUCAUGGUGUUCAGAGUGAUUCUGGAGAUAGCACAUAGCCAUCAUGGCUAGUGUACACUGAUAGACUUAUUCUCCUUGAAUUUGUCUAAUCCCCACUUUAAAGCUGUCUCAGCUGCUGCCUGUCACCAGAUCUUGGGGCAAAGCAAAUUCCAUAAUACAUAUUUAAAACAAUGCUUGUUUUUAAAUGAAUCAAAGAAGAGGAGACAAGGCUGCUUCUCUCCACUUAUGCCCCUUUCUGCUCUCUCCAGUUUCAUCCAGAACCCUUCUGUUUUGAGAUCAGUUUCUUCUUUAAAGCACAUGCCUAUCAAGAGAUGAUAAUAAGAGUCUUUUUUCUGUGGAAAACAGCUUCAGGGUUAGGUGAGAUUAGCUGCUGCUACCAGUUGAAUGCUAAAUCCUCCACCAACAACAUCAUGAGUGCCUUUGUAGUAAUCUCAGACAAGGAUCUUGUCAGCUAAGCUCUUUUUGACUCCCUGUUUGUUUGGCUGCAUUUGCAUGAAAAAGGUAUUUGCGUGAGCCCAGGAGGUUUGCUUCACUUCAGUGAUGUCAGAUGUAAGCAAAUGAGACCUUGUUAUUGGAGUUUGGUAGCCUGCUCUGGGUUUUGUAGGCACCUGAGUGGGAUUUGUGGCUGCUUUGCCUGAUUUUGGGGGAUUACUCCAUCAGUGUUGCGGCCCUUUCCAGGGGAGUAGCACUGUUGGCCUUUUGCAGCAAAAGCAACAAAAGAGUCUUGCGGAAUCUUAAAAACUAAGGGCUGUAUCCCCCUGCCCCCAAGCUGCUCUGGAGGGUCCCUCAAAUCUCUGGAACAGAUUUUUGAAGGUGCCCGGGGGCCUGGAGAGAAGGGGAAGUUCUGUUGCACAAGAGGAAGGCUGUUGUGCAAGGGGAAUGGCAGCAUUGGGUACAACCCUCACAGGUCUACAGCAUAUGUUUUCAUGGAGUAGAGUCUUCUUUGGCUUGGUGCCUCUGGUGUCCGAGCUUACAGAGUCUCCAGGGCUACCAUCAUAUUGAUAAAAUGCAACAGGUUAGGUCAGUUAAUGGAUCUCAGUUUUGUUUGCAUUUAUCCCCAAUCAUCAAAACAUUGUAUUCUGGAGUAGUCCUACUUGAAGCAUCCUUUGCCAAACUGUGUGUUUGAUGCAUACAAUCUGAAUUGAGAUCAUUGGUCAUACAUAGGCAAAGAAAGAUCACCCUGAUCCUAUAUAUUUGCUUUAACCUUCCAGGUGUUGAUCUUUAGCAGUGCACCCUCCAACCCCCCCCCCACACCAGUUGAACUCAGUUCAUUGCCCCCAAACACCAGUGUUUGCAACUCAAGGGUGGUUAACCAGGCUUUAGGGUGCUUUCUAUUGCGGAGUGUCCCCCUCGCCCCUUGUCAGAUCCUUUGUGGGCAAAACGGUACAGGGACAAGGAAAAAACAUUGGUCAGCUAACAUUGCAGCUUUGGAUAGGAGGCUUCCUAGCUCUGUAGCAAAGAUGCUAGUUGAGUCUUUUAUUGCUCUGGUCAAGAUUUUUUGCUUCUAAUUCUAUGUUCACUUCUAUAGAAUGGAUAUGCUUUGCCAUAAGAGCAGCUUUGUAGUUGGGAGUUUUGUCUCUUCCCUAUAGGUGGGAAGCUGUAGUGGUGUUAUGAUAGUUUUAUUUUAAAGUUUACUUACCUAUUCAUUGCAUCUAUACCCCACCUUCCCUCCCAAGGAGCUCAAGGUGGUGUUCAUAGUUUUCCUCCCCCACAUUUUAUCCUCACAACAAACUUGUGAGGUAGGCUAGGCCGAAAGAUUGUGAUUGCCGCCCCAAUGUCACCCACUGAGCUUCAAGGCCGAGUGGCGAUUUGAAUUCUCCAUCUCUUAGGUUCUAAUCCAAUACUCUAAGCACACCAGCUAUCCGAGAGAACAAUAAAUGUUCCCUACCUUAAUUGUAUUCUGUUGUACUGCCUUUAAACCAGAAGAAAUUAAGAUGGCUUACAACUUAAUAACUUGGUGCAACCUACUGAAACGCAUUAAGCACCUAUUAGAGUAAAAAUAAAAAGAAAUCUUGUGGGUUCACCUUACUCCAUGUGCCCACUUGACUGCUUUGAUCUGCAAAACUGGUACUGGUGCCACACAGUCCUCAUUCCACACUUGUAAGAAAUCAUUCUUUUUGUGUGGUGGUACCUAAGCUUUAGAACUCCCUGCCUAUUGAAAUCAAGCAGGCACCUUCACUGUAUUCUUCUUGGCACGUGCUUAAAACACUUUUUGCUUAGGCCAGCCUAUCCAGACACAUAGAUGUUUAUGUGUUUUAAUCUCCCUUAGUUUACUGCUAAUUCUAAUGCUUUAUAUAAAUGCUUUUCAUUACUUGUUUUUAACUUUUUUCGUUGAUAAUUUUAAUGUUUCUUGUAAACCGCUUGGAGCUUUUGUUACACUCGAGCAACAGUUUAAAUAAAUACAUAAGCCAUAUCAAAGGAACAGUAAAGCAUUAUGAAUUGUAAUUGCUUUGGCCUCCACUUGAGCUGCUGCCUCACAGCCGUAUAUGCACUCGGAGGCCAUCUUUGAUUCCUUUGUGACUUUCAUCUUCUCUCUAGGGCUGGGCUGAUUUGGAAAGCGUAAUGUGUUAAUGAUGGAAAAUCCCAAGCGAUGCGAGUGAAAAGUGCUUCUUGAUACCAAACAAAGCAGCCUAUUUUUUGAUUUGAUACGGGCCUCUCCAAUUUGUCCUGCCCUUGAGGACCUUGGCGCCUGACCUUCAAGUUAACAACUGUUUUUCAAGAGGGAAGAGGCAUAUAGUUUGUUUCAAGAAACAGAAGCUUGCAACAUCUUCCUAUGGUUUUACCUCACAAACCACCCUCGUUGUGAAACAACUUUGGGAGAGAAUCGGCCGUGUGUUUGGCCUUGAUUGCAGAUUCACUGUCGUCUUGCCCAAUCUUCCUCUUAAGUUUCUUCACCCUUUGCUCCUCCUCAAUCACCACCACCUUGCUCGCUCUUCCUCUGUGGUUGACUUUCCCUUGAAGUUGUUAAGGGGUUUGCUUUUGUGACAAGUGCUCCUCCUGCCUUGGGGUUCAGAGGCUCAGGGCUGCCAGCUUCCUGAGUCAGUGUCUGGAACCGUGGUGGCUGUAGCAUGGCGAGCGCAGCCCAGACUAGCUGAUCCAUCUCCCAUGUCUGAGCCUUGGCUCUCCCUGCCCAAGGCUGGCGCUAUGACACAAGUGGUUCUUUCUAGAGAAUUUUCUUUGUCAUACAGUGGUACCUUGGGUUAAGUACUUAAUUUGUUCCGGAGGUCUGUUCUUAACCUGAAACUGUUCUUAACCUGAAGCACCACUUUAGCUAAUGGGGCCUUCUGCUGCUGCCACGCCGCCGGAGCACGAUUUCUGUUCUCAUCCUGAAGCAAAGUUCUUAACCUGAGGUACUGUUUCUGGGUUAGCGGAGUUUGUAACCUGAAAUGUAUGUAACCCGAGGUACCACUGUACAGGGAUUGUAAACCUAACACCCUUCAGAUGAUGUUGCAGAAACAUCAAUGGUGAACUUGGUGAUGUACAGAUGUUGUUGGAUUCCCCCUGACCAGCUGAGUGGGGCUAAUGGAAGUUGUGGAAUCUAACCUCAUAUUUUGGGGUGGAGAGGGGGGCACAUGUUCCCCACCCCGUAUCUCAUAACUAAAACAUGUGAUAUAUGACUAUGCCCAGAGAGUUAAUGAACAUGCUGUGGAGUACACCAGACGUGGCUCCUUUCUCAUUGUGGUUGAUCAUUUGGAAAUGAGUUUUCUUCUUUUGCCACCUGUGAUCUGAUGGUGUUGUUUUUUUUCUCUUUGCUUGUUUGACCACAGUUGUCGCCUGAGGAAGAAGAGAAGAGAAGGAUCAGGAGAGAGAGGAACAAACUAGCAGCUGCUAAAUGCCGUAACAGACGCCGAGAGCUGACUGAGAAACUUCAGGCAGUACGUAUUUCCUCCUUAGAAGUCUCCUCCUUUUUUGAGAAUGCUCACUUUUGGCCAUCCAGAAUUUAUAUGUUUAAUAAAGUUUGCAUAAUAUACUGACCCUCUUCUUCAGCAAGCUUAUCUUCUAGAGGAAUUUGGAGUGGCCUGACACAAGUUGAUGUAGUGCAGGGAUCACCAACAUAACACUUGUGGCGCACAUGUGCUCUCAGAGGUGUGCCUCCAGGGUCUUUCUCCCCUUCUCUCCCCGGUGAAUUUAGGCUUGAAAGAAGUAUUCUAUUGUAGCCAUUAAAAUAGCUUGUGGGGUGUAGAUGUUUGUGUGUGGUGCCCACAACCAUUUCUCCAGUUUGCAAAUGGACCCAAAAAGGUUGGCGAUCCUUGAUCUAUGUGGCAGGUCUCCCAGUUCUUUCCUGCUGGGUUUACACAUGAUGACACAGCAAGCAUUGAAGUGGUACCAUGUUCCUCAGAGCAUCAAAUGCUUCUACUGUUCUCUGUUGUCCUCUGUUCUGGCCCUGUCAGCUUUUAGACAGCUAGGAGACGAGAGCUGUCUUCAGCAUUCUUCACAUGCAGAGCUGCUGGGAUCAGAAAUGCUGCAGUGGCUCCAGUUUGCAGUGGAUUCAGGAUGUACCUCCAUCCACAUGUUGAGGGAAGUGUGAGAGGCAGCUAGCUCCUACCUUGUUCUCUAACCGAUAUGGUACCUAUCCAAGCAGUGUGUGCAUCAGUGUGGAAGACAUUCACUCACUGUUCCUGGUAGAGAUCCACAGCAAUGAAUUACUAAGGUGCAAUAUUUAGGGAUACUGAGCCUUCUAUAUUUUGAUUGAACAUACCAUUUUGCUGCAGUGACUCCCCCUCCCCCCAAAAAUGUGAGGGUUAAGAUACCUGAAUAUUGAAAACACCUGUUUCUUAAAAAGAAAGGGAGAAAGAAAGCAUUAGUCAGCAGAGGCUUUUUGUGCCACAUUCUGAGUUGCCCAAACUUAUUUUUGUUUCCAAAUGUAUAUUCUGUCCUUCAAUGGCUAGUCAGCAUUCCUCAAACCAGUAACUUACAAAUAUUUAUAUUAAGCCCCAUCUAUCUACCUGUGCUCACCUUGUUGUAUAUUUUAGUUUGGGCUCUUUACAAGCCGCUGUUGUUGCUGCCGCUGAUCAUCUUUUUUCUCCUGGAUCUGUAGGAAACUGAGGAGCUGGAGGAAGAGAAGUCUGUGUUGCAGAAGGAGAUCGCCGAACUCGAGAAAGAGAAGGAGAAGCUGAGGUUCAUGCUGAUGGCUCACAGCCCCAUGUGCAAGAUCAGCCCUGAGGAACGCCGAACCCCGCCAUCUCACAGCCUCCAGACCGUCCGGACUGGAGUGAGCAAUGCUGUAGUGGUGAAGCAGGAGCCCGUCGAAGAAGAGAUCCCCUCUUCCUCCUCUGACCUCGAGAAAGGGCAGAGAUCAGUCAUUAAACCUAUCAGCAUUGUCGGGGGCUUUUAUGGGGAAGAGCCGCUCAACACUCCCAUUGUGGUGACCUCGACACCCGCCAUCACCCCCGGAGCAUCCAGCUUGGUCUUCACCUAUCCCAGUGUGCUGGACCAGGAGUCUCCUCUCUCCCCCUCGGAGUCUUGCUCCAAAGCUCACCGGAGGAGCAGCAGCAGCGGCGACCAGUCCUCGGAUUCCUUGAACUCCCCCACUCUGCUGGCACUGUAA
Podarcis lilfordi (Lilford's wall lizard) is the source of this 19966-nucleotide messenger RNA. NCBI's taxonomy places the organism in Eukaryota, Metazoa, Chordata, Lepidosauria, Squamata, Lacertidae. The record is from the annotation of a GenBank genome assembly.